Messenger RNA from Neoarius graeffei (lesser salmon catfish), 4305 nucleotides. RefSeq names its product alpha-2-macroglobulin-like. The transcript has 35 exons. The record is from RefSeq and is a predicted model, not a curated record. Gene Ontology annotation, molecular function: endopeptidase inhibitor activity. Gene Ontology annotation, cellular component: extracellular region. Bases 7 to 4305 code for a protein of 1432 amino acids. Lineage: Eukaryota; Metazoa; Chordata; Actinopteri; Siluriformes; Ariidae.
AUAGUGAUGGUUUUCAUCAUGGUGGUCAGUCAGGUUCAUAUAAGGAUAAGGCUACUGUUAGCCAGCUUCCUCUUUAUUUCUGUUCGUGGACAAACUUCAGGACCAUAUUUCAUGGUUACAUUUCCUGCAGUAAUCGAGUCUGGCUCUGAUGCUAAGUUCUGUGUGAAUCUUCUGAAGCCUAAUGAGACUCUGCAAAUGAACAUUUUUCUGGUUCACAACAACCAGAGCAGAACUCUUUUACAAGAGACAGUGGAAAAGGAGAUUCACCACUGCUCUCAUUUUAAGGCUCCACAGGUUGAAGGUGAAUCAGUGCAGGAGAUCAGAGUAGAAGUCAAAGGCGAAAGCUUUAAGAUAACAAAGAAAAGGAAAGUGAUGUUUAAAUCCUAUGACACAUUGGUAUUUAUUCAGACUGAUAAACCAAUCUACAGUCCAGGCCAAACAGUGAAUUUCAGAAUUGUCUCUAUGGAUUCAAAUUUUAUUCCAGUUGAACAAAAGUACAGUACAGUGAGUCUUCAGGAUAAUAAUCAGAACAGGAUUGGUCAGUGGACAAAUGUGUCCUCCACAGGUCUGAUACUGCAACUUUCUUAUGAGCUAAACGCUGAGGCUCCAGAAGGACAUUAUCAGUUAAUUGCUGACACUGGAAAAAGGACGAUAACACACAAUUUUAAAGUGGAAAAGUAUGUUUUACCCAAAUUUGAGGUUACAGUAAAUGCACCAGAGAAACACAGUGUCGAGGAAGAACUGAACAUAGAAGUUUGUGGAAAGUACACCUAUGGACAACCAGUACCUGGUCAAGCAAAGGUGCAGGUGUGCCGGAGAACUAAGUAUAAUAAUGAGGCCUUGAUGAGUUCAUUCUGCCUGCAUGAAACAGUGAAGAUGACUCAGACUGGCUGUGCAUUAGUUAACAUAGAUGUGACAACUUUCUUGAAUACUGAAUUUGAACGUAAAUUUAAGAAUCAGCUUACUGCUAUUAUUAUUUUCACAGAGGAAGGAACAGAUAUAUCCUGGCUGACAUUUACAAAUAUAAAACUCUUAUUUCAAAUUGGUAAAGUGGAAAUCCUUGAUACACCAAAAAAUUUUGAACAGGGGAAAGUUAUAGAAGGAAAGAUUAAAGUUACAACCUUCAGUGGAACACCAGUUCCUAACAAGAAGGUGUACCUUUCAGAAGGUGAAGAGUGGUCUGAAAAUGUACUACUUAAUCUCACGACAGAUGGUAAUGGAAUCGCAAACUUUUCAGUCGCUGCACCUGAACCUCCUGCAAGAAAGAUAAUAUUGAGGGCAAGUGUCUAUCCAGAAAGAAAAAAACAAGGACGGAAUACUCCAUUCUUUGCAAAUGCUGAUGCACAUAUACAGCUGCUCCAACCUGACAUACCUUAUAGUCCAGUGUUCAGUGAACUAUCAAUAGAAGGCUCAAAGGAACCAUUUAAGUGUGGUACUGAAAUUCCCAUAACCAUUAAUUAUUAUAUUGUUGGGGAAACUACUGAAAAUUACAGCAUUGAUCUUAUGUACCUGGUCUUAUCUAAAGGAGCCAUAGUCCAUCAUGGGCAUGAGAAAGUUGAAGUGGAAGACUCUGCAGAUGUCAGAAAAGGAAAAAUCUCAAUCAAACUAUCUGUUGUUGCUGAACUGGCUCCUGUAGCACAGGUUGUGGUGUACUCUGUCCUGCCCAGUGAGAAUGUUAUCGCUGCUAGCAAGAAUUUUGAUGUGGAAAAAUGCUUCAGAAAUAAGGUUUCACUACAGUUCUUGCCCUCCAACGCAGUUCCUGGUGAAAAGAACACUGUUGAGAUCACGGCUCAUCCUGGUUCACUGUGUGGAAUUAGUGUUGUAGAUCAGAGUGUGUUCAUUUUGGAGUCUGGAAAACGUCUAAACCCUGACAAGAUAUUUAAUUUAUUGCCAGUGACAUCAGUAUCAGAUUAUCCAGCUCAAGUUGAAGAUUAUCUGGAGUGCUUGCAUGUUAGACCCCGACGAGAUGUACUGAUUGGCCAUUUUUACAAUACAUUAAAGGGAGUGGGACUGAAGAUGGCAACAAAUUUGGUGAUUAGACUACCUCGCUGUGUUAUAUACAAGCAUGUGAAGUAUCUUCGUGAUCAGACUCUUGGUAAUUAUAUGUUUGUGUUGGAUUUACAUAUAAAAGGCAUAUACAUUUUAAACUCUUAUGAACACAUCAAAACAAUUCGCAAAUUCUUCCCAGAAACUUGGAUAUGGCAACUUGUUGAAGUGAGGAACUCAGGAUUAGCACAGCUUCCUGUCACUGUUCCUGACACCAUCACCACUUGGGAGACAGAGGUUUUCUGUGUGUCCUCUGUGGGUCUGGGACUGGCUCCUCCUGCUAAUCUCACUGUAUUUCAGCCCUUCUUCCUAGAGCUCUCAUUGCCCUACUCCAUUAUCCGGGGAGAGGUUUUUGAGCUGAAGGCCACUGUCUUCAAUUAUCUUUCCAAAUGCAUUAUGGUUAUAGUGACUCUAGCCCCUUCCUCAGACUACACUCUGGAACCCUCUUCUGAUGGCAAGUAUUCAUCCUGCCUGUGUGCAAAUGGCAGAAAGACCUUCAAAUGGACUCUAAUUCCCACUGUGCUUGGAGUAGUGAAUGUGACAGUGAGUGCAGAGGCAGAACAAUCCCAGACUGUGUGUGACAAUGAGAUUGCGAGUGUCCCAGAGAGAGGCCAUAUUGACACAGUUACACGAAGUCUGAUUGUACAGGCUGAAGGGACUGAAAAGACAAAAAGCCAAACCUGGUUAUUAUGCCCACAAGGCAACAGUGUUUCAGAGGAGUUGGAGUUAACUCUUCCUGAGGAUGUAAUAGAGGGAUCAGCACGAGCUUCUGUUUCAGUAUUUGGAGACAUACUUGGGUGUACAUUAAAAAAUCUGGAUGGGCUACUAAGGAUGCCAUAUGGCUGUGGAGAACAAAAUAUUGCUCUCCUUGCCCCCAAUAUCUACAUUCUUCAGUAUCUAGAGAACACUGAGCAGCUCACCACAGCUAUCUGUGAGAGGGUUACUGACUUCCUUAAGAGUGGAUACCAGAGGCAACUAAAUUAUAAACAUAUAAAUGGUGCAUAUAGCACAUUUGGCAAGGGAGAGGGAAACACAUGGUUAACUGCUUUUGUCUUAAGAACCUUUGGCAAAGCACAACGUUACAUCUUUAUUGAUCCAGAAAGCAUUAACAGUGCAAAGCAAUGGCUUAUAAGUAUGCAGAGAUCAGAUGGCUGUUUUACACAACAGGGAAGUUUGUUCAAUAACAGAAUGAAGGGUGGUGUAAAUGAUAAUGUGACUAUUACUGCCUACAUUACUACGUCAUUACUUGAAUUGGGCAUUACAGUCCAGGAUCCUGUUGUGAAUAAUGGACUGUUGUGCCUAAAGUCUUCUAUUGCUAACCUGAAAAACACCUACACCACUGCACUGUUGGCCUACACUUUCAGUCUGGCUGGAGAGAAUGAAACUCUGGAGCAGCUACUAAAAGAGCUGGAUAGUGUUGCUAUUACAGGAGAUGGCCGGCUUCACUGGUCUCAGUCAGCGUCAGAUGAAUCUGGCACAUUGUCAGUGGAAAUCAGCUCCUACGUCCUGCUAGCUGUUCUCACUACAGGCAAACUCACUGCUACUGAUUUUGGCUACGCUAAUAGGAUAGUCAGCUGGUUGGUGAAGCAGCAAAAUCCUUAUGGAGUCUUUACCUCCACACAGGACACAGUUGUGGCCCUCCAAGCUCUGGCGCUGUACUCCACUAAAGUGUUCAGCUCAGACAGCUCUAGUACAGUAACUGUAAAGUCAGCAGAUGGAGACAGUCACAACUUUGAUGUGAACCAGAACAACAAGUUACUGUACCAAGAAAGAUCAUUGCAGAAUGUUCCUGGAAAAUACAGCAUUGAUGUGAAGGGUUCAGCCUGUGUGUCAGUACAGAAUGCGCUUUUCUACAAUAUCCCCACACCUUCUCAAACCAGUACACUGAGCAUCAUGGCUACAGCUAACGGAAACUGCACAAAAUCAUCUGGACACACUCUGGCAGUUGAUUUCACUGUCAAGUAUAAGGGGGCAUUACCAAACACUAACAUGAUUUUAAUGGACAUAAAACUCUUAUCAGGGUUCACAGCAGAUCCUGGCAAACUGAAAUCUCAAUUUUUGGUGGAACGAGUUGAUUCCAAAGGUGACCGUAUUAUCAUGUAUUUAACAGCGCUCCAAAAGGAUUUCCCUGUCAACUAUAAAUUACACAUUAAACAGGUGCAUCCUGUCAAAAACCUCAAGCCAGCAGUGAUCAAAGUUUAUGAUUACUACCAAACAAGUGACCAGUGUGAGACGGAGUACACGUCCCCCUGUGUGUAA